CUGUGCUCUGUCUUCUCUCCCUCCCUCCCCUGUUUUUUUUUCUGUUGUGUGGAGUUCUCUAUUCAUUUCUCUGCUCCAAAAAGAACCAAGGAAAUGGGUGUUCUUGAUUACCUUUCAGAUCACUUCUCUGUUUCCACUUCGAAAAAGAAACGCAAACCAAUGCAGACGGUUGAAAUCAAGGUGAAAAUGGACUGUGAUGGCUGUGAAAGAAGAGUUCGGAACUCUGUUUCCAACAUGUCAGGUGUGAAGCAAGUAGAGGUGAAUAGAAAGCAAAGCAAGGUAACUGUGACAGGUUACGUGGAUAGAAACAAGGUCCUAAAGAAAGUGAAGAGCACAGGAAAGAGAGCUGAAUUUUGGCCCUAUAUUCAAUAUAACUUGGUGGCAUAUCCCUAUGUAGCACAGGCAUACGACAAGAAAGCACCUUCUGGGUAUGUGAGAAACACUGAACUAGCUCUUCCUAACCCAAAUGCACCCGAUGAGAAGCUCGCCACUCUCUUCAGCGAUGAUAACCCUAACGCAUGUUCAAUUAUGUAACGCAAUUUUAGUCAUGCAAUAGAAGGACCAGCUUGCAAGUUCAUGUUCACAUGGUUCACUGUUCCCAUAUGUGCAUAGUUUCUUUGAUCAAUUUUGGGGACUAUUCACAAAGACUUGGAGGGUAUUUUUGAACUCGUUGUAAGCUUUACUAUCCAUAUUUAAAUAUAUCAGGUUAUGCUUAUGAGUAAUUAGAAUAGAACGUAGAAGAAUAUGUAGAAAUAAUGUUUGUACCUCGUAGGCAAUCGUUGUGAUAGUUAUGAACUUGUGUUUAAAUUGUAUAAUCCCUAUGUUCUA
Molecule: messenger RNA, 828 nt
Organism: Abrus precatorius (Indian licorice)
Lineage: Eukaryota; Viridiplantae; Streptophyta; Magnoliopsida; Fabales; Fabaceae
Product: heavy metal-associated isoprenylated plant protein 20-like
Exons: 3
Coding region: 94-534 (146 amino acids)
Molecular function (GO): metal ion binding
Source: RefSeq, a predicted model, not a curated record